AAGAUUUCUUAAAGAAAAAUGGUUAUCAAACUAAUUUCUGCCUGCUUGAAUUUUCAUAUCUUGCAUUAGGAUGAUCCAAUUCAACUUAAAUGCUAACUAUUUAAAAAUUAAAAAGAAAAUACGGGAUAAACAUUUUAAAAUACAAUUACUAUCGAGAUGAACAGUAGCCUAAUUGGCUCAGUCCAGGAGAUAAAUCCACCUCUGUGCCAUUAUUUCAACUAUUUAAUUCUAUUCAACGGACACCCAAUGAAACACUGGUUAAACCAAAAAAACUUAAAUAUGUAAACCCACUCACAAACUUUCACAAUUACAACGUUAGUGGGAUGCUUGUAGAAGUAUUUUCUCCUGGCUAUUGGCUGUUCCUUUAGAUUACGUAACAAGGACAAUUUGUUGAAUAAACAACGUCAUGUUUAUUUAUAAAUAAACGUGCUAAGCGUUGAAUAAAUGAUUUAACUUUCUUAAAUUAAACACAGUCGAUAUUGGAUGUUUGUGGCGAAUUAUUUGCUUGCAUACAGCGAUGUCACCAAAUAAGUCCGUAAGAACGAAGGUGAUCAACGCUGAGUCAGACCGGCCGUGUAGGUGCCCGGAUAAAGCACGAGAGGCUGCCACGGCGCGAUAUGAGCUCAGUCGCACAUCUACCUCGCUUCACUAACCACUCUUGUUUGGGUGCCUUGAACUUGUUUUAUGCAAGUUGUGCUAAGGUUCUUUAGUGUUGGCAGAGGUUUAUUUUCAUCAUUCAAGUGCAUAGUGAUUACCAGAGUGCAUUACGAAAGGGCGUGCAGUUGGUCCAGCGGCGUCCCUCCACGGUCGCUGGCCGCCACCUCGCGUUGCCCCGACUCCGGCGCCUUGCGACUACGAACCAAGCAAGGCGGCUCGCGCAGUCCUCGACCAUGCCCCUGCGUUUUCCAUUGGCCUUCGUGUAAGCCUUCCACAGCCGGGAAGCAAAACGCCAGCGCCGAACACAUAUUCUAUGCCACCGGUCCUCGGCGAGGCCAAGGAGGGCAGUAAACGAGCAGCGCCAGCAUUUAGUAUCACAGGCCGUGGUAAAUCUGUAGAAUCUAAAACUCCUAUGCCCGGCCCUGGUACAUAUACUACUGAUAAAGCGACAUCUGCACUCACAAAACGUCCUCCAGCAUUUACUAUGGCUCCUCGAAGAGAGCAAAAGCCUGCCACCGCUGCCGUACCCGGCCCCGGAGUUUAUUGUCCUGAAAAGGCCGACGCUUUUAUACGCGAAAAAUCUCCGAAGCAUACGAUUGCAAGUAAGAUGAAGCUUGAAAAAGUUGAUCAAGUUCCUGCGCCUAAUGCAUACUCCCCUGAAAAAGCAGAUCGUUUGCUGAGAGAGAAGUCGCCUGCUUUCUCGUUUAGAACUAAAACUGAGAUUGUGAAGUCACACAAUGCCCCUGCACCUAAUGUUUACUCUCCAGAAAAAGCCUUAAACACGCUAAAAAGUGGUCCUAAAUAUACUUUGGCUGGAAAGGGUACUGCCGAGAAGCACGAAGUUACUCCGGCACCUAACUAUUACAGCCCUCAAAAAGCAGAUAAAAUACUGCAUGAAAGUGCGCCAGCUUUUUCAAUACGACCUAAAGAACAUGUUGAGAAAAUUGAUCAAACACCUGGACCGAAUUUUUAUGCCCCAGAGAAAUCAAUACACAUAAUGAAUGGUGGGCCCAAAUUUAGCAUUUAUGGUAAAGCUGGUUCUGUGAAGAUAGAUGACACUCCAGCUCCAAAUAGUUACGACCCUCAGAAAGCAGACAAAGUCCUUCAUGAAAAUUCACCUGCUUAUUCAUUCCGUAUUAAAGAGGAAAUUAUUUUGCGAAGUGAAUCGCCAGCUCCUAAUGUGUAUGCUCCCGAGAAGGCCAUGCAUAUUUUAAACGCAACCCCGAAAUUUACUAUUGCUGGCAAAGGACCUUCAAAUAAAAUCCCUAAUACACCAGCCCCGAAUGUAUAUAAUCCUGAGAAAGCAGAUAAAGUCUUGCACGAAAGUUCACCUGCUUAUACAUUUAGAGUGAAAGAUCAAAUUAAUAAAAUUAGCGACUCUCCAGCUCCUAAUGUAUAUGCCCCGGAAAAGUCGAUUCAUAUGCUCGAUCAUUCACCAAAAUUUACAAUUGCAGGAAAAGGACCUGCGGCCAAAAUAGAUAACAUACCAGCUCCUAAUUUCUACAAUCCCGACAAAGCCGACAAAUUGCUUCACGACUCAUCUCCCGCAUACACAUUUAGACCUAAGAAUAAUUUGGACAAACCAAGUGAUACUCCUGCCCCAAACAUGUAUGAUCCCCAUCUUCUCGAUAAUACUCCGAAAUUUAGUAUGUAUGGUCGUGGUCCCGAUGGAAAACCAUCAGACACACCUGGACCAAAUGCUUACGAUCCUCAUCUACUUGAUAACACUCCAAAAUUUAGUAUGUAUGGUCGCGGUCCUGAUGGAAAACCUUCAGACACACCGGGUCCAAAUGCUUACGAUCCUCACUUACUAGAUAACACUCCAAAAUUUAGUAUGUAUGGUCGCGGUCCUGAUGGAAAACCUUCAGACACACCGGGUCCAAAUGCUUAUGAUCCUCAUUUACUUGAUAACACUCCCAAAUUUAGUAUGUACGGUCGUGGUCCCGAUGGAAAACCAUCAGACACUCCUGGUCCAAAUGCUUACGAUCCUCACCUACUUGAUAAUACUCCCAAAUUUAGUAUGUACGGUCGUGGUCCCGAUGGAAAACCAUCAGACACUCCUGGUCCAAAUGCUUACGAUCCUCACCUACUUGAUAAUACUCCCAAAUUUAGUAUGUACGGUCGCGGUCCGGAGGGGAAACCCUCUAAUACACCGGGGCCGAAUGCUUACGAUCCACAUAUGCCUGAUGGUACACCAAAGUACACCAUUUCUGGUAAAGGACAACCUGAAAAGAUUAUGGUUACGCCAGCACCUAAUGCUUACAGUCCAGAGAAAGCUGAUAAGGUAUUGCUAGAGAAUUCUCCAGCAUAUACUUUCAGGACCAAACAACCGUUCCACAAGCCCGAAAAUACACCAGCUCCGAAUGCUUAUGACCCUAGUAAAUAUGAUUACAUGUUGGAUGGAGCACCAAAAUAUACUUUUGGAACAAAAGGACCUGCUGAUAAACCUUCAAAUAAUCCCGCGCCUAAUGCAUAUAGCCCAGAGAAAGCAGAUAAGGCUCUUCAUGAAAAUUCACCAGCUUACACUUUCCGACCGAAAAUAGAUAACAAUAAAAUUAAUAAUACACCUGCACCUAAUUAUUACAAUCCAGAAAAAGGAGAGAAUAUAAUGCAUCAUCAUUCUCCAGCGUAUACAUUUAGGCCGAAAAUUGCCGAUGGAAAGAUACCUGAUACACCUGGACCUACAGCUUAUAACCCGCAAAUUGCCGAUAAAGUUAUACACCAAAAAACACCAGCUUAUACCUUGUCACCAAAAGGCAAAGAUGGCAAGCCUAGUGACACGCCUGCACCAAAUGUUUACAAUCCACAAAAGGCCGAUAAAAUAUUAUUAGAUAAUGCGCCUCGAUACUCAUUCCGAAUCAAAACGAAUCCGCACAAGCCCGAUGACGUUCCAGCUCCCAACAAGUACAACCCUGACAAAGCCGAUAAAGUACUGUUGCACAAUGCCCCACAAUAUACUUUUAGAGUUAAACCAGAUACUUUGAAGGCUAUUAAUACUCCCGCACCAAAUGCCUAUACUCUUCCCACACCUGUUCAAACGCCUUUAUAUACUAUAUCCGGUAGACAUAAGGAACCUAUUGAUGAGCGCUUAAAAGUUCCUGCUCCUGGAUCAUAUGACCCCGAAAAGGGGUAUAAAUUCAUUUUGACUUAUUCACCCCAGCAUACAUUUGGCAUCAAGAUACAUACAAAUAAGUUUGGCGAUUCACCUGCUCCUAACACCUACCGAAUCCCUUCCGUGCUGGACACGCCAGUUUACACGAUAUCCGGUCGACACAAAGUGCCCGUCGACGAUAGAGUUAAAGUGCCCGCUCCUGGUACCUACUCUCCAGAAAAGGUGCAGAUCAAUAAAACUCCACAAAUCACUUUUGGCAUCAAACAUUCGCCACUACUGGGACAACUAAAACCUAGAGAGCCAUAUUCUCCUCGUGUGAAUGAACCACCAAAGGAUGUCAAAUAUAACAAUGUAAAGAAAGUUACACAGGUAGUGGAGAAAUUUGUCGAACCAAGCAACGAGAAAGUUACAAAAGAUAUUAGAAAUAUCGACAACGACUAUAACAAUGAUACGUAUAACAACCGCACUCACAUCACUCAAAUAAGAGAGAACGAAUCAAGGAGCACAACGGUUACCCCGGAGCCUGUACAAGAAACAUUAACUCAAGAGAUCGUGUGGAUCCCAGAGAAACCAGUUCGACGAGACUCGUACACUAUUGACAAGCCAGAUGCAUCAGCGGGAUUCACUGAGCGUUAUCAGAACAGUGAAGUGGUACCUACGGCGAAUGGUGUUAUCAAAAUGGCCGAAAGUGGAGAACGUAGUGGAAGUUCUUCAGAAGCGCACAGUCGGGAAGUUAUAAGGAAAAAUGGUUACGAACAAAAUGUAGAAAGAGAUGUGAAAAAUGCUAGUGCACAUGAGAGAAAUCAGAAAGCCAGCGAAGAAGUGCGCACUGGCACUGAGGUGCAACAUUUGCCUAAUGGAGGAAUAGCUAAGACGACAACAACUACUACUGUUAGAAGAGUGGGAACUGCUGACCGUACAGCAAAUGCUAGCACUACCGUCACGCGCACUGCAACAGCUGUCACGUCACGAGACGUUGGCGUUAAAUAACGGGACAAUUGUCUUUGGGCUGAACUAAAGUUACUACAUUCUAACUCAUCUCUUAUAUUACCUUAGUUAUAACAAAUAUUAAUAUAAUACUUGCGAAAUAAGACUUAUUCUUGUUAUGUCCGGCUGUAGUACGGACUUCGAAGUGUUUUUUAAUACUUUAAUUUUUAAUUUAUUCAUUUACCUGAAUUAUUUUUCUAUAUAUUUAUAGAUAAACCCGAUUGUAUCGACGGUUUUCAACGCUUUUUAAUUAAUUAUUAUGAAAGCUUUAUAAAUUAUAUGAAACGAUGUUGCUAUUACAUUAAGAAAUUAAAUGGCCGUAGCUGUAAUUAAUAUUAAGAAAAAUGACAAUUUAUUUGUUUGUUAACUUUACUAAUGUUGUUUUGAAAUGCAUUUUUUAAAUAAAGCAUUUUUAAUUUUA
Manduca sexta (tobacco hornworm) is the source of this 5177-nucleotide messenger RNA. Its product is annotated as proline-rich extensin-like protein EPR1. The coding region runs from base 971 to 4759 and encodes 1262 amino acids. NCBI's taxonomy places the organism in Eukaryota, Metazoa, Arthropoda, Insecta, Lepidoptera, Sphingidae. Gene Ontology annotation, cellular component: cytoskeleton. The transcript has 7 exons. The record is from RefSeq and is a predicted model, not a curated record.